GAGGGGCAGGGGAGAGGAGAAAGUAAGGAGGAGGGAGAGGGUAGCAAAUGAGGUGUGGGUAAAAAUUAUAGGGGACUAGAAAAGAGAGCAGUAGCCCAGCCCUGGAAAAGGAGAGAAAGAUGGUGGGGGGAGAGACAGAGACAGAGAGAGAGAGAGGGAGAGAUUAUACAGUGUGAAAUCCAGACGAAUUCAGCUUUAGUAGAAGUGCAGCGUACAGAUCAGCAGGCUCCUUCACCGCUGGGGAACAACCGCCUUUUGUGUCUCCCCCCUCCCCGCUGCAGUGGGGGGAGUGCAUUUACCGUCGCGCCCAAGGGGAGAAGCCAAGAAGUAUCCUCCAAUCAGCCGUUAGUGAUUUCUCUCAUCUUGUGAGGCUGCUGAUGGUGAUUUAUCACUGACCUGAGACAAGCGCAGCACUCUGCUCAACACCAACCAACCAGCUGGAAUACUCACCAUGGUUUUUAUUUCUUUUCUUAAGCACAAACACCCUCCUGUGGAUAUUCCAAAGAGAAUGGCCAGAGGACAAAAGGAGGAUUAAAAUUGGACUUACUGAUUCUUGAAUUUCCUUUUUUUUUUUGUACCGGCUGCAGACUGAAGAUGGACUAACUUUUACAGGUGCAUUUGUGCCAUACGAGGACAAGACUCUUUAAUAGAACAUCUUCAGAAUCAUCUCUUGUCAUUUCAUGCCAUGUUUUAUUCUGAAAGCAUGGCAAAGCAGGGGGUGAUCCUGAACACUCUGCUGCAAUAAUCAUCAUGUAAGGUGUGAUUCUCAGGUAGAUAGAGGUAUAUGGUGAUGGGCAGGAAAUGGAGAUGGAGAGAGGUGUUGGCAGUUGGAGCACACCUGCCUGCUGAGCAUGUCUGACACCUCGCUGUAGCUUGAUUAGCUCUCGCUCUGCAGAGUUUGACUAUCAGGCUGUCUUUCCCUCCUGAAGUUAUCAUGCUUCUCACUGAGCGGAGAUAGCUUUCCCUCUGUGUGCUUGUGUGCAUGAGUAUAUAUAACCAUGAGUGUGUGUGGUUUGCGUCAGGAGCCAGAGUUUGGGAUUACAUUGCCUUGGGAAAGGGUACAGGUGUAGUGGAGCCUUGAAUGAGGAUUAGCAGCUCUAACACCUUGUCGCUGGCAGCACACAGGGCGAUGGACCUUUCGAGACAAGACUCGGUUCUCGCCGAAGGAUUAAAGAUAAAGGUUUAACCGACAUGAUGCGACUCAGAGGGCAAGGAAGGGGACAGUGGAGGAAGUUAACCUUCUAAUUCUGGUCAUCCUUGAGAGAUGCAGACUGAGGCUAAUAUUAGAGUGAGUGGGAGUUCCAUAUCAAUCGAAUGAGGCCAUUUAUAGCAGCCAGACAAGGACAAUUAAAACAUGAAGCAUGAGAGAAUGUGUUUGGGAGUCAGAGAGUGAAAUCAUUGGAUUUAUAAAAAGGCAGACAUUGAUGGUAUUUGUGAUAAACAAUCUUGAUUUUUUUUUUACCAGCAAGCACAAAAUCCAAUUGAUUCACGAGCUGGUUUGAUAUUGAUUUCUCCGCACAGUCAGGAUAGAGUCUUGUCUCAUCUCAUGCUUAAGAGGUCACUAAUUUAAUUAUAAUCCGUCAUUCGGGUCCUCACCCUAGAGCUGACAGCCAGAGUGCUGAGUAUGCUGUAGCUUAGAGGAUCGAUGAUCUAAUAUUUGUCAUGAUGUCUGACAACAGAUCAGAUAAACACAAUGCGUUCCCGCCGCAGUCUUCUGUAACAGUCUUACAGUUCCAGCGUGUGUUGUUUACAUGUCUUGUAUUAUUUGGAGAGAAAGAAAAAAAAUCCACUGAUGGCAGUUCUGCUGACAGUUACAGCAAAUUUGGCAGCUUGCAUGUGUAGUUAGGCUUGUAGUUGAAAGAGGUUCCUGUCUUGAUGUGUGUGCAGGUGUGUGUGUUUCCCGGGUUUGUAUCCCUGCCAUACAGCUUAUCUUAGCCGCACAGCAGGGGCUUAAAGAUCCUGGGUAAUAGUGUAAUGAGGACCACCCUUGCACCACCCAGUCUUUUCCAAUUUUAAGGUAAAUUCUGCAAUAUCUUUUAACAAUGCACUGAUUCUGAAGCGGACAACUAGAGUAAAGGGAAGCGAAUCCUGAUAGGGGCUCUCAGGAGGAGAAGUUAUCUCAGCAGCCACAUUCAGAAACCCUUCAGCGAUCCUGGAAAGCAGAGGGGUUUAGAGUGGGUGUGAGGAAAGCGGGAGGAAAAACAGGACUGAGGCAAGUUGUUUGAUAGCUGCAUUGUUUGUAUCUAUCUUGUUCAAAGAGCAUUGCUGAAAGUGUGAUUUUUUUGGCUGCGAGGGGGGAGAAAAAAGAAAAGAAAACUCAGGAACAGCGUGGGGGGGGAGUUCAGCUGGAGUUCUUCUGGGAAAAGCUGCUCCAUACUGCAGUUUUCAUCAUUAAAGAGCAAACAAGGCAGGGUGCAGCAGGCAAACUGUGUGAUCACGUUCGACAAGUCACAGGAUAAGCAUUGAUUUGUCUGCCUCAUCUAAUUUAAUGACACAAGCACAAACCAGCAGGACUCUUAAACACAUCUUUUCUCCAGAUCCAAGAUUCUUUUUUUUGUGUGUGUGCCUGCAAUGGAGACAGAAACAAACAUUCAUUCUUGCAGCUCUGAAACUAUCUCCACAUUGAAGUUUCCUCUGGAUUAUAUCACUUGAAUUGUGAGCAAGAAGAAGAAGAACAGUGACACACCCAUAUAAACUGUAUAUUCGUCCUCGUGCAGGGAUGUGUUGUGUGUUACUCUGAGGAGAAGCAGUGUAAUAUACCACAACCCCUGCGAAUGAGGGUGGGGCUCUCCCACUGCCACAGACAAAGACCUUAUUAGAGAGAGUCCCGGUAUAAGAAGUGGUCAAUCCGGGGGGCAGUUGUGAACCUGCACAGUCCAGCACCGUGUCAAAAGUCACAAUGGGGUGCAACAUGUGUGUGGUUCAAAAGCCUGAGGAACAAUACAGGGUCAUGUUCCAGAAGGGUCACAUAAGCAACAUGUUGUGCUCUUUUGAAGCUGACGGUCGAUUAAAGGUGAAUGGAAAGGAGCUCUCCCGCCUUUCUGGGGAUCCCACCCUGGACAUACGGGACCCCGUGCUGUCCAACAUACUGAGGCGGGGGGCCCGCAGACGGGCAGGCCUUGCGGGUGCUCCUGGAGGGUUAGUGCCAGUGACCAUGGGCAUGGCCGACUGUGUGGACAGCUGCACUCAAACAGACAUCAGCUUCCAGCAUAUGUUGACUUUGGGCAAGAGUAGCCAGCAUCCCUGCGGUGCUCCGCCCCCGCCCGACCCUCCGCCAUCCCCUCCACUACCACCGCUACUGGAGCCAUAUCUAUUCAAUGAACUCUUUAUAGAGCCUGUAUACUAUGACCCCACUGACUACUUCGAUAUCACUCAGCAUGAAGUGGACAGACAGGAUGAGCUGGAAUAUGAGGAGGUGGAGCUGUACAAGUCUCGCCAGCAGGAUAAACUCGGCCUGACAGUGUGUUACAGAACUGAUGAUGAGGAGGACCUGGGGAUAUAUGUGGGAGAGGUGAACCCAAACAGCAUAGCUGCAAUAGAUGGACGCAUCCGCAAAGGAGACAGAAUACUGCAGGUGCAGAUUAAUGGAGUGGACAUCCAGGACAGAGAGGAGGCGGUAGCUAUUCUCACCAGAGAGGACAGCACUAAUGUCUCCCUGCUCCUUGCACGACCCGAGAUAGAGAACGACAACCAGCUGGACCCAGAGGAGCUGGACCUGGAACCACUGGACAAUGCAGUUCAUCUGCCCAGCACCCACAGAGUGAGGAACAACACCUCCAUCCUGGGUACUGGACCGGGCAGUGUUGGAGGUGGAGGUGUACUAGGUAACCAUGGUCGCUCAAUAAACAGGGAUUCACCUGACUUGCUUCAGACGGUGCUCAGCAAUAGCCAGGAGCUGGACAGCGGGGUGGGCCGUACAGAUGAAAGCACACGCUAUGAGGAGUCUUCAGAACACGACCUUCUGGGAGACGACCACACCAGUGCCUCCAAUACAAAUGCCACAAAUACGCCUGGCAGUAUGCGCAAGUUUUUAUCCAGUCAGGGGGACACUCCACCCUUGCUGCACUCCCAGGACCUCCAGUUCAGCACUGACUCUCUCUUAGGGCUGGACUGUGUUAAUGGAGGAGGGUUGGAACAGGUGGAGAGACUGGAGAGGGCCUACAUGGCAGAUCCUGUGAGGAUGAUGAUGCCUGGGCUGACUGAGGAGGAGUGUGAGAGGUACAAAGAACUCCUGGAAAUCAAGUGUUACUAUGAGAAGAACUGUAAUGAUCUGAUGCUACUGGGAGGUCAGGGGCCGACACAAGAGGAAGGGGGUAUCCCACUGGAUGUCAAUAGGAACGAGAGCCUGACGCAGCACGAGAUGGCUCUUCUGGAAGAGGAACUGCGCCACUUGGAGUUCAAGUGUCGUAACAUCUUGAGGGCGCAGAAGAUGCAGCAGCUCAGGGAGCGUUGCCUGAAGGCUUGGCCUCUUGAGGACAAGAAUGGAGCAAGUGCAGGAGCCGGAAUAGGAGCUGGGUGCUUGGACAUUAGCGGUGCUUUGGUCAGUGAGGAAUCCUGUCACCAUGCUUUGUCAGAUAUCAAUGAACUCCCAGAGAGGGAGCGCUCAGAUAAGGACAGUACGAGUGCCUACAACACUGGAGGGGAAAGCUGCAGGAGCACCCCUCUGGUCAAUGAACAGUACCCAUCGCCCUCUACACAGAGCCUGGAGGGAGGAGAGCCUCUUCUCUCAGCAGGUAUGCAACUUCCAGCCUCCGCUAGGCAAAGAGAGAGAGGAACAAGGGCUGAAAGAGGGGAAGGGAUACAAGCAAACCUCAACCAACCCUACUCUCCCCAUACUCAAAGGAGAGGCACUGAAGCAAAGACAUCCAGCCCUGGAGUAAAGGUUAGGUCCCUGUCCCGGGAUGCAGGAACCAGGCGUGGCUCAGAUGGAGGGGUGAGACGUAACCCCAAAGAGAGGGCUGGUGGAUGCAGCGCAGAGAACAGCCCUUACCUGUCCCGUCGUCAGACUGAAACAAAGCCACCUCAGCGCUACAUGAGCUGCAUGCAACUGAGGUCUCCUUCCACCUCCGAUCGGCUCGGUGGACUCAGAGACACUGCCAGAGAGGGCAGCAUGGAGACUGUAGGCGACGCCAGCCCAAUGAGCUUGGGUAGCACGUGUAAAGACGUCGCCCAGGCUCCAGGUGCUGUACCCUUACCCUUGUCACCUCCACUGCUGCCGGCCUCCCCUCGCAUGGAGUGGAAGGUGAAGAUCCGCAGUGAUGGCUCACGAUACGUGGCCAAGCGGCCCGUGAGGGAUCGCCUCCUGAAGGCACGUGCCAUGAAGAUCAGAGAGGAGCGCAGCGGCAUGACGACGGACGACGAUGCCGUGAGCGAAAUGAAGAUGGGCCGUUACUGGAGCAAAGAGGAGCGCAAGCAGCAUCUACUCAAGGCUCGAGAGCAGCGGCGGCGCAGGGAGUUCAUGAUGCAGAGCCGGCUCGACUAUCUGAGAGAGCGGGAGAGGGAGCAGGGCAACAGCAGUGGAGGAGGGCAGCAGGGGACGACAUGCCAGCAGGAAGCCACCACCAUCCUGGAGCUGUGCCACCGCAGGAGCAUGAAGAAGCGCAGUCGCAGAAUCCUGGACAACUGGAUCACUAUACAGGAGCUACUGGCCCAUGGGACCAGGUCUGCUGAUGGGAAGAAAGUCUAUAACCCCCUGCUGUCUGUCACUACAGUCUGAUGGAAGACGGGAGACAAGGAGAGACAAGAAAGUGCCAAAGUGUUUCGAUGGGGCCUAUAGGACGAACACAAGCUGCUUCAGUAAAACUUGGCACAAAUCUUCUGAAACACAAAGUCCAUGACGGUCAUAUAAAGUAGCAUAAAUUAAGCUCCAACCUAAAAAUUGGAGAAGAGCUCAUGACUGAGACUGCCCAGGUUUGGGUUCAGUAAUCACCCCAAACAGAAAAAAACAGUACACAUUUUUACAAGAUUAUCAAAUUGAAGCUGCAUUUCAUGUCAUGAACACAAAUGCAGAUUUAUGAGAGUCAGAAAUUUCACAAAUAUAACCACAGACACUGUUUUCCUCUUCAAAUUUUGUUAAAGCAGUCAGAGCUAUUUCCAUAACGCUGUACUUCUAGUCUUACACAAAAACCUGGACCAGCUUGUCAGAUUUGAAGUCUGGAUGUCACAGUCGAUGCAUAACACAAAAAGUAAAACUAACAGAGCACAGAAACAAAAAACACGUUCAAAGGAACCAUUUAGAGAUACAUUCCCCCCUUGAGAGACGGCACCACCUGCUGUUCAGCCAUUAGAGAAGUAGUAGCACACUUUAAAAGUAAUCUUUGCAGGCCUCUACAGUUUUAUGAACGACGGAAUAAGAGGAAAAUCAAACGUGGGGGCGAAGAACCAUGCAGCUGUGAAAACAUUGAGAAAAAAAAGCCACUUCUGUGCCAUAAAAAACUGUACAUUUAGUGUCCAUAAAGGACUUUUGAUUAAGGAUAUUUUCCAAAAAAAAAAAAAAAAAAAGAACUGUGUACCAGUUAAUGUAGUCCCAUUUGUUUUGUUGCUGCGUUCAUGUAACAAAUGCUCCUUUGUUUUUGACACAGGAAACGCAACAUCAUUGUCAGACCACAGAUGCUUUUGUUUUGAUAAUGAAGAGCUGAGCGGUGCCUUUCUUUUUCCAGGCAGACUUUACUGUAUAGCACAAUUUUCAAAAGUGACGCAGAAAGGCUGAAAUACUCGUCGCCGAGAGGGUGAACACUGAAGCACAGAGCAACUAAAAGAAGCACUAAUGAAAUAUCAGUUUUUAAAAAACAUGUCCUGCUUUUCCCAGAGCAACGAGCUUUGGUCAGUAUGCAAUAUGAUUCAUUUAAACGCCGACUGUGAAGAAAGAUAUUACAAAAAAAGUUUAAAAUCCCUGACAGCUGUAGCUCUAUCAAAUGUGGGUUGUUUUUACACGUUUCCUGUCUGAUGUCAAUCGCAGACGUCUUCACUUUUUAACUCUGUGCUUUCAGAACGAGCCUCUGGAUAAUUAUCCAGCAUAAUGAAAAUAAAAGCCAAGAACGGGGUGCCUAAUUUACAAAAAAAAAAACCUGUGAACUAAAGCUGAUUUGUUUGUUUUUUUCCAUUUGGCUUACAUGCAUGUUUGAUAUUGAGACAAAUGAUUUUUUUUCCAUGUACUUAAAGACUGAAAAAAAGCCUUUUAACAUUCUGUAAUUGUGGUUGUGUCUUUCUAUGAACUUGCUUAAAAAUUCUAGCAUAGAAAAAGAAAACAUGGUGUACUUGUUCAGUAUUGUGAUGUCCUGUGUCUGCCAUUUCACAGUGAAAGCUUUUCUAAAAUAAAACGCUGUGAUCAUGAGAACUUAUUCUGGUACCAUUUUGCUGCUGUGUGUCAAGAUGUUUUUUUUUUUUUUUUUUUUUUUAUUAAUUGCGACAUUAUUGAUUUCGGCACCUUGAAAUAACGAGUCGACGUAUCCUAAACAAUUCUAAACCUUUAUUUUUCUAACAAGAGUGAAAAGAAACAAAGGCAACAUUAAAAUGAAAAGUUUAUACACAAACUCACGACAACUGCGUGUCUGCAAUAUCAAUAAUAAUAAUAAUAAUAAUAUAAUUUUAACCCAGGAAACAAAAUAAAUUGUGACAAAGUGAGUUACAGUGAAGUUACCUUAAUUUUCAAAGAGAAGGAGGGCGAGAGAAAGAGAGGUCAAACUGAACUGAAAGGAAUAAAACGGAGUCCAAAGAUGGUGCUUUAAAACAAAACAAAAAAAAAAAUAAAAAAUCAUGGGGAGGGAAA
Messenger RNA from Larimichthys crocea (large yellow croaker), 7768 nucleotides. RefSeq names its product PDZ domain-containing protein 4. Lineage: Eukaryota; Metazoa; Chordata; Actinopteri; Sciaenidae. Gene Ontology annotation, molecular function: protein binding. The coding region runs from base 2900 to 5716 and encodes 938 amino acids. The record is from RefSeq and is a predicted model, not a curated record. The transcript has 8 exons.